Molecule: messenger RNA, 1524 nt
Organism: Colletotrichum karsti
Lineage: Eukaryota; Fungi; Ascomycota; Sordariomycetes; Glomerellales; Glomerellaceae
Product: major facilitator superfamily transporter
Exons: 5
Coding region: 1-1524 (507 amino acids)
Biological process (GO): transmembrane transport
Cellular component (GO): membrane
Molecular function (GO): transmembrane transporter activity
Source: RefSeq, a predicted model, not a curated record
AUGAUGCCUUCACAUCACAAGGAGGAGGAGAACAGCAACGAACAAUGCCAUGCCCAUGUCGAAGACAACGACGGUCGCCAGACGUUCCAUGUCGAGGAAAACGAUUCAGCCGACGACCCCAAGAACUUCGGAGACAACACUGCGCCUACAUGGACAAAAGAAGAGGAAGGUCAAGCUCUGAGAAAGCUCGACUGGAACCUGAUUCCCCUACUUGGAUCGUUGUAUCUUGUGUCUUACAUUGAUCGAGGCAAUGUUGGGAACGCUUAUACGGCUGGAAUGGGCAAAGAAUGGGGGAUAACUUCGGAAGACUAUUCAUGGGUCGUUACGAUCCUCUACAUUGGCUACAUUCUGUUUCACUGGCUUAUUCUCGUCUGGACUUUUGUCUCACUGCCACUCUGGACAGCAAUGAUGGCAAUCGGUUGGGGUUCCAUGAGCAUGCUUCAGGCCGCAACGCACAAUUUCGCAGGUGUUAUGGUAUUGCGUUUUCUUGUUGGAGCAUUCGAAGCUGGUUUCGUGCCGGCCGUUGCGCUUUACAUGACUUUCUUCUAUCACCGAGGUGAAAUGGGACUUCGGUACGGCCUGUUCAUAUCAUUUUCUCCCCUUGCAAGCUGCUUUGCGUCUGCACUUGCAUACGGAAUCGUCAGCGCGAAGGUAUCCAUUGAGAACUGGAGAUUGCUCUUCCUUGUGGAGGGUGCUCCCACCAUUCUUCUCGCCAUCGUCGCAUACUUCUACCUUCCUGCCUCACCCUCUGAGUGCCGAUUUCUUUCACCCCGACAAAACGAGAUCAUUAGCCACCGCGCUUUCAAAGGGCGAGGCGAGAAGAGAGAAGGCAAGCUCAACCUGAAGCAGGUUUUCGCAGCUUUCUACGACUAUAAGAACUACUUGCAGGCUCUGAUCAUCUUCUGUCUCAAUACCGCAUUUGGUUCUUUGCCUGCGUAUCUACCGACGAUUCUUCAAGCCAUGGGAUACACAUCACUGCACGCACAAGGCUUCUCGGCUUGUCCUUACCUAGCCGCCUAUGUGGUUUGCGUCACGGCAAGUUUUGUCUCCGAUCGAUUCCGGUCCCGUGGGAUUUUCAUCGUCUUCUUCUGCUGUGCUGGGGCCGCUGGUUACGUUCUUCUUGCAACCGUACAUACCACCGGGGUCCGCUACUUCGCGACGUUUCUCGUCUGCGCCGGCGUCUUUCCGGCGGUAGCCCUCACAUUUACGUGGGUGACGGACAACCAAGGUUCGGCUUCCAAGCGCGGAGCCGGACUCGCCAUCUUCGGCAUGGUAGGCCAGUGUGGUCCUAUUUUAGGAGCACGCCUUUUUCCCAAGACGGAACAGCCGUGGUAUUCCAAGGGGAUGUGGAUUUGCGCUGGGAUUCUGUUCGCUGCCGCAGCUCUGGCUGCCAUUCUGAGCUUGUGCUUGAGAUUCCAGAACAGAAAGCGAGACGAGAAACAUGGCAAGAGUGACUUGGACUUUGUUCCGGCUGAGGUCGUGGACAAGGGCGAUGAUCAUCCUAUGUAUCGCUUCGUCCCUUGA